GCGCGCCGUCUGACGUCACCCGGCGCGCAGCCCCGGGGCGUUGCUGGGAAACAUCAGCUGACGGCUGCGGCGGGGACCGGCCGACAUGGCGGCUGCUGCUGCGGUGCUGGCGCGGCUCGGGGCGGCCUUGCUGCUCGUCGCGGCCCAGGUGGUCUGUGAGUACGGGAUGGUUCAUGUGGUUUCUGCCUCGGGUGGCCCCCACGGCCGAGACUACUGCAUCCUCUACAACCCACAGUGGGCUCGCCUGCCGCACGACCUCAGCAAGGCGCCCCUGCUGCAGCUAAAGGACUGGUCAGCCUCGGUGUUGUGCUCACCCGCUGACCUCCCCACCGGGGGCUUUGGCAACCAGAUCCCGUUGGUGGCGAGGGGCAAUUGCACCUUCUACGAGAAAGUGCGGCUGGCCCAGGGCAGCGGGGCGCGGGGGCUGCUGGUCGUCAGCCGAGAGAAGCUGGUACCCCCCGGAGGCAAUAAGACACAGUACGAUGAGAUUGGUAUCCCUGUGGCCCUGCUCAGUCACCGGGACGUUCUGGACAUCUUCAAGCGUUUUGGCCGAGCGGUGAAGGCUGCGCUGUACGCACCCAACGAGCCUGUGCUGGACUACAACAUGGUCAUCAUCUUCAUCAUGGCCGUGGGCACUGUGGCCAUCGGGGGGUACUGGGCUGGGAGCCGUGACGUGAGGAAAAGGAGCAUGAAGCACAAGCGGGACGACGGCCCCGAGAAGCAGGACGACGAGGCGGUGGACGUGACGCCUGUCAUGAUCUGCGUCUUCGUGGUCAUGUGCUGCUCCAUGUUGGUGCUGCUUUACUGCUUCUACGACCACCUCGUCUAUGCCGUCAUCGCCAUCUUCUGCCUGGCCUCGUCUACUGGCCUCUACAGCUGCCUGGCACCCUUGGUCCGGAGGCUGCCCUUUGGCCGAUGCCGGGUCCCCGACAACAGCCUGCCCUACUUCCAUAAGCGCCCGCAGGUCCGCAUGCUGCUGCUGGCGCUGCUCUGCAUCGCCGUCAGCGUGGUGUGGGGCGUCUUCCGCAACGAGGACCAGUGGGCCUGGGUCCUGCAGGACGCCCUGGGCAUCACCUUCUGUCUCUACAUGCUGAAAACCAUCCGCCUGCCCACGUUCAAGGCCUGCACACUACUGCUUUUGGUGUUGUUCAUCUAUGACGUCUUUUUCGUCUUCAUCACACCCUUCCUGACCAAGAGUGGGAAUAGCAUCAUGGUGGAGGUAGCUACAGGUCCUGCAGACUCGGCCACCCACGAGAAGCUGCCCAUGGUCCUGAAGGUGCCCAGACUGAACACGUCCCCACUGGCCCUGUGUGACCGGCCCUUCUCCCUCCUGGGCUUCGGGGACAUCUUGGUGCCAGGGCUGCUGGUAGCCUACUGCCACAGGUUCGACAUCCAGGUCCAGUCUUCCCGCGUCUAUUUCGUGGCCUGCACCGUCGCCUAUGGCAUCGGCCUCCUGGUGACCUUCGUGGCCUUAGCCCUGAUGCAGCGUGGCCAGCCGGCUCUGCUUUACCUGGUGCCCUGCACGCUGGUGACGAGCUGCGCCGUGGCCAUCUGGCGCCGGGAGCUGGCCAUGUUCUGGACAGGCAGCGGCUUUGCGGUGAAUACCGGUUUGCUAUGA
Chrysochloris asiatica (Cape golden mole) is the source of this 1618-nucleotide messenger RNA. RefSeq names its product signal peptide peptidase like 2B (gene SPPL2B). Bases 86 to 1618 code for a protein of 510 amino acids. Gene Ontology annotation, molecular function: aspartic endopeptidase activity, intramembrane cleaving. Gene Ontology annotation, biological process: membrane protein proteolysis. NCBI's taxonomy places the organism in Eukaryota, Metazoa, Chordata, Mammalia, Afrosoricida, Chrysochloridae. The record is from RefSeq and is a predicted model, not a curated record. Gene Ontology annotation, cellular component: cytoplasmic side of endoplasmic reticulum membrane; Golgi-associated vesicle membrane; lumenal side of endoplasmic reticulum membrane. The transcript has 14 exons.